Messenger RNA from Theileria orientalis strain Shintoku, 480 nucleotides. RefSeq lists its product as hypothetical. The record is from RefSeq and is a predicted model, not a curated record. The transcript is spliced from 3 exons. Bases 1 to 480 code for a protein of 159 amino acids. NCBI's taxonomy places the organism in Eukaryota, Apicomplexa, Aconoidasida, Piroplasmida, Theileriidae.
AUGUCGUUUGUCAGUAAAUUGGGUUUCGACAAAUUCUCGUACAAUGGACCACAUUUAUUACAUAAUUGUGGAAUAGAACAAUUUAUUCAAGUGAAAAUUACUGGUAAGUACCAUCAAACCUCAUAUUUAGUGCCCGGAAGGUAUCGAUCAGGGCAGCAUAAGAAUCCACUCCAGAAAUACAAAAAAUAUAUAAAUAAGCGCCGUCUCCAGGUGCUGAGUUUAUUUCCGUCAGUGAUGAACUGGCACAACUGGUUAAAGUUGCCUAAGGCCAAGCCAUCCGCCACCCCAUCCAUACUUCCACCACCCGUACACACUCCUCUAGGCGGCCGCCCCCGAGAUACUCCCUACUCUGAAGCGCUGUGGCCGUUCACGUGGUUGGCUUGGCCAUUCAUCUCAAUUUCCAUUUCGUCCUCAGUGCUACUCUCCUCCGUGGUUUCGUCCUCAGUACUAAAGUCUAAAUCCAUAUCGACCCCGCCCUGA